UCUCCGCAGGAUGAUGGCCAUCAACUGGAAAGCACAGCAAAAGCUGAGCGGAACCGGACCGGAGCUGCAGAGACAAAGUUCUGACCUCCUAAAGCCACAUGUCUCCAUGGAGGAAGAAUGUUCUGGCAUUCAACAGCUCUGUAACCAGAGGGGGAGGUCCAGUCUUGACCAAGAGGAAGUAGAACCAAAGUGGACUAAAGAAGAAGAGACGGAACCAGAUCCUCCACAGAUAGAAGAGCAGGGGGAACCAGGACCUCCACUGAUUAAAGAAGAGGAUCCAGAACAUCCUGUGACUGAAGAACAGAUGAAACCAGGACCUCCAUGGAUAAAAGAGGAAGAAGAGUACCCAAAGCUUCCAUUGACUGAAGAAGAAAACAUGUGGCCUGAAUCUUCAUGGGCUAAACAGGAGCAGAGGGAACCAGAACCAUUGAUUGAAGAUCAGGGGGAACCAGGACCUCCUCAGGUUAAAGAGGAAGAAGAGGACUCAGAACCACUUAUUGAGGAAGAAAAGGAAGAACCAGAUUAUUCAAGGGUUAAACAUGAACAACAGGUACCAGAAAAUGUAUCGACUAGGGAGGACCACAAGGACGUAUGCAGCAGUCAGGAGGGAGAGCAGGUUUUCCAGAAGCAGUUUGUUGCUCUACUCGCGACUUCUACUCUUCAGCAACGUCAAGGAGAACCAAAAACUGAACAGCUUUCCUUUCAUAUCUCUCCUGUAGUUAGGACCAGAGAUCAGGAAGAAAAUAGCUCCACUGGAUCAGAGCAUCAGUCUCAUACUGAUGAAAAGAACCUUUCUUUAAAAUGUGACAUUUGUGGUAGGUUUUGGAAGAAUAACUCUAAAUUGAAACAGCAUUACCGAACCCACACAGGUGAAAGGCCUUUUUCUUGCCAGAUAUGUGGAAAACGUUUCGCUCAGAAUGGUACUUUAAAUGUUCACCAGAGAACUCACACAGGAGAGAAACUUUUUCCCUGUCAGACAUGUGGAAAACGUUUUUCUGAAAAGGGUACUUUAAAUGUUCACAAGAGAACCCACACAGGUGAGAGACGUUUUUCUUGUCAGACAUGUGGAAAACGUUUCUCUCAAAUUGGUAGUUUAAAUGUUCACAAGAAAAUCCACACAGGUGAGAGACCGUUUUCUUGCCAAACAUGCGGCAAAAGUUUCUCUCGUAUUGCUCAUUUAGAUGGUCACUUGAGAACCCACACAGGUGAGAGACCAUUUCCUUGCCAGAUAUGUGGAAAAUGUUUCUCUGAAAAGAGUAGUUUAAAGGUUCACAAGAGAAUCCACACAGGUGAGAGGCCUUUUUCUUGUCAAACAUGUGGGAAAAGUUUUGUUCAAAUAGGCGAUUUAACUGUUCACAGGAGAACCCACACAGGGGAGAAACCUUAUUCAUGUGGGAUAUGUGGAAAGGGUUACACGCGAGGUUGCAGAUUGAAUAUCCACAUUCAGCAAAAACACAAAAGUGAUAAGUAGUCUCUUAUGGGUGUCACACAGAUUUGUACGUAUAAAUCUUUAAAUGCUUCCUGGUAAAUUUCCACCUUUUGGAUAGGAGUCCAGCCUUGUGAUCCCUGGCUUGUAGAUCUAGUCAAUGUGUUAGACGUAAACAAUGUUUCAUGUUCUGAGUGUGUGUGUGUGUGUGUGUGUGUGUGUGUGUGUGUGUGUGUGUGUGUGUUUAGGUGUGUGUGUGUGUGUGUGUGUUUGUGUGUUAUUGACAACCCUGUAAUGGGGCUAUUCCUUGUUAACCUGACCCUAGCCAGCUGAAUUUCGCUCCGCCUAGCUCCACUCACAUUCACCUGGGACCUCUCAC
This is a messenger RNA of Fundulus heteroclitus (mummichog), 1805 nucleotides long. RefSeq names its product zinc finger protein 768. The record is from RefSeq and is a predicted model, not a curated record. Gene Ontology annotation, molecular function: DNA-binding transcription factor activity; RNA polymerase II cis-regulatory region sequence-specific DNA binding. Gene Ontology annotation, biological process: regulation of transcription by RNA polymerase II. The transcript has 2 exons. Bases 11 to 1471 code for a protein of 486 amino acids. Lineage: Eukaryota; Metazoa; Chordata; Actinopteri; Cyprinodontiformes; Fundulidae.